Herpailurus yagouaroundi (jaguarundi) is the source of this 2542-nucleotide messenger RNA. RefSeq names its product cholinergic receptor muscarinic 3 (gene CHRM3). Gene Ontology annotation, biological process: saliva secretion; positive regulation of smooth muscle contraction; adenylate cyclase-inhibiting G protein-coupled acetylcholine receptor signaling pathway. The record is from RefSeq and is a predicted model, not a curated record. The coding region runs from base 550 to 2322 and encodes 590 amino acids. Lineage: Eukaryota; Metazoa; Chordata; Mammalia; Carnivora; Felidae. Gene Ontology annotation, cellular component: dendrite; synapse; plasma membrane. Gene Ontology annotation, molecular function: G protein-coupled serotonin receptor activity; G protein-coupled acetylcholine receptor activity. The transcript is spliced from 5 exons.
GGAGCGCACACCGCGGGGCAAGUCGGUGCCUCCGGAUCCCCGCGCUGCUGGUGAGAUCGCCGGCGGUAGCCUCGCUUCUGCAAAGACGCGCGAUGAACCGAAGGGCGGCUCCGGGCAUGGGCGUGCGGUCCUAGGACACUCGCUCCCGGAGCGCCGAGCAGGAGGCGACUAAAGGACAGGGGACCCGGCGACCCCCGUGAGUCGAGGAGGCGCGGGCGGCCGGCGUGGGACGGUCACCUGGAGCGCAGCGGCCAGAUCUGAACAGUGAUGGCACACAUUUCAGUUAUGAGUCGCUCAGUGAGCUGUGGAUCGACAGAACGAUAAGCAUGCCUGUCGUGAUGUAUGCCGCUAAGCCUCUUCACUACAACUGUGUUCUGGUCAGAGGCCAAAUAAAUGACAUUCAGAACUUCUACUGAGGUACUAUGAGCUUUCGUGGUAACAUGGCCCCUGUUUUCCUUCUACAAGAGAAAUUCAGCACACAGCAGAGUCCUUGAUAAAUUGGAUUAGUUUGAUGAUCCCACUUGGAAUAGACUAUGUCAGAGAAUCACAAUGACCUUGCACAAUAACAGUACAACCUCGCCUUUGUUUCCAAACAUCAGCUCCCCCUGGGUACAUGGCCCCUCGGAUGCAGGGCUGCCCCCAGGAACGGCCACCCACUUUGGCAGCUACAACAUUUCUCGAGCAGCUGGGAACUUCUCCUCUCCCAAUGGCACCACCAAUGACCCUCUGGGAGGUCACACCAUCUGGCAAGUGGUCUUCAUCGCCUUCUUGACGGGCGUGCUGGCCUUAGUGACCAUCAUCGGCAACAUCCUGGUGAUAGUGGCCUUUAAGGUCAACAAGCAGCUAAAGACCGUCAAUAACUACUUCCUCUUAAGUCUGGCCUGUGCUGAUCUGAUUAUUGGGGUCAUUUCAAUGAAUCUGUUUACUACCUACAUCAUCAUGAACCGAUGGGCUUUAGGGAACUUGGCCUGUGACCUCUGGCUCUCCAUCGACUACGUGGCCAGCAACGCCUCAGUCAUGAAUCUUCUGGUCAUCAGCUUCGACAGGUACUUUUCCAUCACGCGGCCACUCACAUACCGAGCCAAACGAACCACAAAAAGAGCCGGCGUGAUGAUAGGUCUGGCUUGGGUCAUCUCCUUCAUCCUUUGGGCCCCCGCCAUCUUGUUCUGGCAGUACUUUGUUGGGAAGAGAACUGUGCCCCCAGGGGAGUGCUUCAUCCAGUUCCUCAGCGAGCCCACCAUCACCUUCGGCACGGCCAUCGCUGCCUUCUACAUGCCUGUCACCAUCAUGACUAUUUUAUACUGGAGGAUCUACAAGGAAACUGAAAAACGCACCAAAGAGCUCGCCGGCCUGCAAGCCUCGGGGACAGAAGCAGAGGCGGAAAACUUUGUCCACCCCACGGGCAGCUCUCGAAGCUGCAGCAGCUAUGAGCUUCAACAGCAAAGUAUGAAACGCUCGGCCAGGAGGAAGUACGGACGCUGUCACUUCUGGUUCGCCACCAAGAGUUGGAAGCCCAGUGCCGAGCAGAUGGACGCAGACCACAGCAGCAGUGACAGCUGGAACAACAACGACGCUGCUGCCUCCCUGGAAAACUCGGCCUCCUCCGACGAGGAGGACAUCGGCUCCGAGACGAGGGCCAUCUACUCCAUCGUGCUCAAGCUUCCCGGCCACAGCACCAUCCUCAACUCCACCAAAUUACCCUCAUCGGACAACCUGCGGGUGCCUGACGAGGAGCUGGGGGCGCCGGACUUGGAGAGGAAGGCCGGCAAACUGCAGACCCAGAAGAGCAUGGACGAUGGAGGUGGUUUCCAGAAAAGCUUCUCCAAGCUUCCCGUCCAGUUGGAGUCAGCCGUGGACACAGCCAAGACCUCUGAGGCCGACUCCUCAGUGGGUAAGGCCACGGCCACCCUCCCCCUGUCCUUCAAGGAAGCCACUCUGGCCAAGAGGUUUGCUCUGAAGACCAGAAGUCAGAUCACCAAGCGGAAGCGGAUGUCCCUCAUCAAGGAGAAGAAGGCGGCCCAGACCCUCAGCGCCAUCUUGCUUGCCUUCAUCAUCACCUGGACCCCCUACAAUAUUAUGGUUCUGGUGAACACCUUUUGUGACAGCUGCAUCCCCAAAACCUAUUGGAAUCUGGGCUACUGGCUGUGCUAUAUCAACAGCACCGUGAACCCCGUGUGCUAUGCCCUGUGCAACAAAACAUUCAGAACCACUUUCAAGAUGCUGCUCUUGUGCCAGUGCGACAAACGCAAGAGGCGCAGGCAGCAGUAUCAGCAGAGACAGUCAGUGAUCUUCCACAAGCGCGUGCCCGAGCAGGCCUCGUAGAGUGGGGUCUUACCAAUCGCGGUGACCAAACGCACGCACGUCGGCCCACAGACCUUAGCAGGGAAUGAGGCGAGGGCGGGGGCGAUUUCUGGGCAUGAUGAAUAUGGUUUUUAUCACCCAGAUAUGGAAGGAGCUGCCUGUUCACUGACCCAUUGAGUAAAUCCAUUUUAAUAGAGAAAGUCAAAUACCAAUUCAGCAAAAAAAAAAAAAAAAAAAAAAA